ACAUGGCAAAUGGAACGCGGCCCAAACCCCCUUUUCUAUAGUUUGCGCCGGGGAGAAGAAAACCCCGAAAUGGAGUGGGCUAUAGCCGCCGCGAACAAGGCGGCGAGCAGCAACACGGUGGUGAACGCAUUCCUAUUGAGCAUUUUCGGAGCGCUGAGUGCAAGGUCGUUCAAGCAGCAGAGGAAUAUCGAGGCGUUGGAGGCGGAGAAGAACUCUCUGGUUGAAUCCAACAAGAGCAUGAGGAAGACGAUGUGGGACUGGAAGCAACAGCUCUACGCGGAGGCCGAGUCUCUUUCCUCUCAUGCGCUCGUUCCCCUCUCCAAGCUCAAAGCCAUCUAUGGCGAUCAGGAAUCCGCCUCUCCCCCUCUCGCCCGUUCUUCCAAUGGAAAUUCCGAGGGAAGUGGAAAAACACCAGGUUCAAGAUUUAUAAUCUGAAGACUGCAGAGUGCCUCCUCCCUCAUGAAGAUGUAAAGAACAGAAUUAUUACAGACUUAAAACCCAGAAGAAAAAAACACAUGACCAUCAUCGUUGUGAUAUCAUGUUUUUUUUAAUGUUCAGCUGGUUAAACUCGGAGGAGGUCGAGGUCUCACUCCUUAACAUCAAUAACAUGUGCAUUUGGUGGCGAGUCUUUUUGGCCUUUUGGUCACACCUAAAGGGAAGUAUUGUAUGUAUAUGUAUUGUGUGUGGGGUGGAAUUCAAAUUGCGUAACGAUGAAGGAAAUGAGAAUGGAUAUAGUUGCAUUUUGGAAAACCCCCAAAUUCACUCCAUUUGUGUUUCCCUCUUUUGUUGAAUUUCUAUAUUCAUCUUUAAUGCACUGUGGGAGUUUGAGUACUAAUGUACUAUGAUGAAUUGAUGAUAUGUCUUACAUUACAUUCUGACCUU
Molecule: messenger RNA, 882 nt
Organism: Cuscuta campestris
Lineage: Eukaryota; Viridiplantae; Streptophyta; Magnoliopsida; Solanales; Convolvulaceae
Source: the annotation of a GenBank genome assembly